UGGUGUUUUUGGAAAAGUACUAGAAAGAUAUGACAACUUUUACAAUAUUUUGAUUGUUGACUGAAAGAGACUAAUAUUAAACAAAUAAUUUGAAAUCUGUGAUCAUUUAGUUGUCUCUGUUUCUUUUCAGACGGCGCCCAGGCAACAUGGGUGACUGGAGUGCCUUAGGCAAACUCCUUGACAAGGUUCAAGCCUAUUCCACAGCUGGAGGGAAGGUGUGGCUCUCAGUCCUUUUCAUUUUCCGAAUCCUGCUACUGGGAACAGCGGUUGAGUCAGCCUGGGGUGAUGAGCAGUCUGCCUUUCGCUGUAACACUCAACAACCUGGUUGUGAAAAUGUCUGCUAUGACAAGUCUUUCCCAAUCUCUCAUGUGCGCUUCUGGGUCCUGCAGAUCAUAUUUGUAUCUGUACCCACACUCUUGUACCUGGCUCAUGUGUUCUAUGUGAUGCGAAAAGAAGAGAAGCUGAACAAGAAAGAGGAGGAACUUAAAGUUGCCCAAACUGAUGGUGUCAAUGUGGACAUGCACUUGAAGCAAAUUGAAAUAAAGAAGUUUAAGUAUGGUAUUGAGGAACACGGCAAAGUGAAAAUGCGAGGGGGCUUGUUGCGAACCUACAUCAUCAGUAUCCUCUUCAAGUCUAUCUUUGAGGUCGCCUUCUUGCUGAUCCAGUGGUACAUCUAUGGGUUCAGCCUGAGUGCAGUGUACACUUGCAAAAGAGAUCCCUGCCCACAUCAAGUGGAUUGCUUCCUCUCUCGCCCCACAGAGAAAACCAUCUUCAUCAUUUUCAUGCUGGUAGUAUCCUUGGUGUCUCUUGCCUUGAACAUAAUCGAACUCUUCUACGUCUUCUUCAAGGGUGUUAAGGAUCGUGUGAAGGGAAAGAGUGAUCCUUACCACACUACUUCUGGUCCACUGAGCCCCUCCAAAGACUGUGGAUCUCCAAAAUAUGCUUAUUUCAAUGGCUGCUCCUCACCGACUGCUCCCCUCUCACCCAUGUCUCCUCCUGGGUACAAGCUGGUUACCGGAGACAGAAAUAAUUCUUCCUGCCGCAAUUACAAUAAACAAGCAAGUGAGCAAAACUGGGCUAAUUACAGUGCAGAACAAAAUCGAAUGGGGCAGGCAGGAAGCACCAUCUCUAAUUCCCAUGCACAGCCUUUUGAUUUCCCUGAUGAUAAUGAGAAUUCCAAAAAGUUAGCUGCUGGGCAUGAACUACAGCCACUAGCCACUGUGGAGCGGCCUUCCAGCAGAGCCAGCAGUCGCGCCAGCAGCCGACCUCGGCCUGACGACCUGGAGAUCUAGAUACAGGCUUGAGAGUGUCAAGAUUCCACUCAACUGUGGAGAAGGAAAAAGGUGCUGCAGAAAGUGCACCUGAGGUGUUAAUUUUGUUCCAGUAGAAGUGGUACUCAACGGCCUCAGUCAUGAGGCUUAGAAAACACAAAGACAUUAGAAUACCUGGGUUCAUUGAGGGUAUCUGGGAUAGGUGGGUGGAGAGGGAGGGGAAAAGGGAGGUACAUGUUGGAAUUUAAAGCAGUUGAUUCAAAGAACUUAAAUUCUCAAUAAAAGUUGCUUUAGGUGAUAUAUAGGCAAGGGCUUUUUCUUGUUCAUACCUCCCUAGGUUCUGUAUAUGUAGAAGAGCGGGUGAUAUCUGUGGCUAAAUAAUUUUUUUGUUUUAUCAAGUAACUGAAAUAACUUGGGCCAGGAGAAAAUGCUUCCUGAACAUCUUAUUUCUUUUCAA
Molecule: messenger RNA, 1728 nt
Organism: Trichechus manatus latirostris (Florida manatee)
Lineage: Eukaryota; Metazoa; Chordata; Mammalia; Sirenia; Trichechidae
Gene: GJA1
Product: gap junction protein alpha 1
Exons: 1
Coding region: 147-1292 (381 amino acids)
Biological process (GO): heart development; cell-cell signaling; cell communication by electrical coupling
Cellular component (GO): connexin complex
Molecular function (GO): gap junction channel activity
Source: RefSeq, a predicted model, not a curated record